AUGCAGAUGUCAAUCAGGGUGUAUCAACUGCAAACAUGUCUGGACCCGGAAGUAGAAAUCGACUUGAUGUCAUACUCCGCUAGCAUGAAUCUCAAGCCUGUCAUGCACGUCACCCAAACGCCCCAUUUUUCUGCCAUGAUGCAAAAACGCAGCUUCCCAUGCAGGAUAGUUAGACAAUGACAACACUGACAAAGCACCUCAGAGCCUUGUCAUGCUGGAGCGUGAAUUGUGGCAGGAGGCGUCCUCAAGACUCGCCAACCAGCAUCACGAGUUUCCAAACCCAGACGCUUUUGCAUUUGAUAGGGAGAUGGGGGGCCAGUUGAUUUGUUAUCCGACCGCCGCAUCUCGCCAUAAUUGCGCAAACGGAACCCCUUGCUGCAUCUAUUUGCAGAAGAAACCGGACCUUCGCUUCUGGAGUCACUGUAAUUAUAACCACCGCUUUUGCAUGGAAUCACAAUCAA
This is a messenger RNA of Amoebophrya sp. A120, 461 nucleotides long. NCBI's taxonomy places the organism in Eukaryota, Dinophyceae, Syndiniales, Amoebophryaceae. The record is from the annotation of a GenBank genome assembly.